CCGUCCCUCACCGCACCACCCCUAAAGACGCUAGCGCUGCGAUGGCGGAGGCCGUGGAGCGCACUGACGAGCUGGUCCGGGAGUACCUGCUCUUCCGCGGGUUCACGCACACACUGCGGCAGCUGGACGCCGAGAUCAAGGCGGACAAGGAGAAGGGGUUCCGGGUGGAUAAGAUUGUGGACCAGCUGCAGCAGUUAAUGCAGGUGUAUGACUUGGCUGCCCUUCGGGAUUAUUGGAGCUACUUGGAGCGUCGGCUGUUCAGCCGCUUGGAGGAUAUAUACAGACCCACAAUCCACAAGCUGAAAACCAGCCUGUUUCGAUUUUAUCUUGUCUACACAAUCCAGACAAACAGAAAUGACAAGGCUCAGGAGUUCUUUGCAAAGCAGGCCACGGAACUCCAGAACCAGGCUGAGUGGAAGGAUUGGUUUGUCCUGCCCUUCCUGCCAUCCCCGGACACCAACCCCACCUUUGCUACCUACUUUUCUCGACAGUGGGCUGACACCUUCAUUGUGUCCCUGCACAACUUCCUGAGCGUCCUGUUUCAGUGCAUGCCAGUCCCUGUGAUCCUGAACUUUGAUGCGGAGUGUCAGAGGACUAACCAGGUUCAAGAAGAAAAUGAAGUUCUGCGUCAGAAGCUUUUUGCAUUGCAAGCUGAAAUCCACCGACUGAAGAAAGAGGAGCAACAGCCAGAAGAGGAAGAGGCCUUGGUCCAACACAAAUUGCCUCCUUAUGUCUCCAACAUGGACCGCCUGGGGGACUCGGAACUUGCCAUGGUGUGCAGCCAAAGGAAUGCUUCCCUCUCCCAGUCACCUCGUGUGGGCUUCCUGUCCUCGCUGCUGCCUCAGAGUAAGAAGAGCCCCUCAAGGUUGUCGCCUGCUCAGGGCCCUCCUCAAGCUCAGAGCUCGGCCAAGAAAGAGUCCUUCGGUGGUCAGGGCACCAAGGGAAAGGACCCGACGUCCGGAGCCAAGGAUGGGAAGAGCCUCCUCAGCGGGCUGGCCACUGGGGAGUCCGGUUGGUCACAGCACCGGCAGCGGCGCCUGCAGGACCAUGGCAAGGAGAGGAAGGAGCUUUUCUCCACAACCACUUCCCAGUGUGCAGAGAAGAAACCAGAAGCCAGUGGCCCAGAGGCUGAGCCCUGCCCAGAGCUCCACACGGAGCCAGUGGAGCCACUGACUCGGGCAUCCUCGGCAGGCCCUGAGGGUGGAGGAGUCCGCCCCGAGCAGCCCUUUAUUGUGCUGGGACAGGAGGAGUACGGGGAACACCACUCGUCCAUCAUGCACUGCAGAGUGGAUUGCUCUGGGAGGAGAGUCGCCAGCUUAGACGUAGAUGGGGUCAUCAAAGUGUGGUCCUUCAACCCCAUCAUGCAGACCAAAGCAUCCUCCAUUUCCAAAUCACCGCUGCUGUCUUUGGAAUGGGCCACCAAACGGGACAGACUGCUCUUGCUGGGCAGUGGUGUGGGAACAGUGCGUCUCUAUGACACGGAAGCCAAGAAGAAUCUCUGUGAAAUCAAUAUCAACGACGACAUGCCCAGGAUCCAGCCUCAGGACCAAAGUGCACCCUCCCUCUGUGGGCAGGCGGAGGGUCUGACCCAGGCCCAUGUGUGUUGCAGAAUCCUGUCUCUUGCGUGCAGCCCCAACGGGGCCUCUUUCGUCUGUUCGGCAGCAGCUCCGAGCCUCACUUCCCAGGUGGACUUCUCAGCACCAGACAUCGGCAGCAAGGGCAUGAACCAGGUUCCUGGCAGGCUGCUGCUGUGGGACACGAAAACCAUGAAGCAGCAGCUCCAGUUCUCCCUGGAUCCAGAACCCAUUGCUAUCAACUGUACAGCCUUCAAUCACAACGGGAACCUGCUGGUCACAGGGGCAGCUGAUGGCGUCAUCCGGCUGUUUGAGCCCUGGCCAGGAUGUGAGUGGCGGUGUCUCAUUGCCUCAGACAUGCAGCAGCACGAGUGCGCCAUGAGCUGGAGGGCCCACUAUGGGGAGGUCUACUCUGUGGAGUUCAGCUAUGAUGAGAACACCGUGUACAGCAUCGGCGAGGACGGGAAGUUCAUCCAGUGGAACAUCCACAAGAGUGGCCUCAAGGUAUCCGAUUACAGCCUCCCCUCAGAUGCCACGGGCCCCUUUGUGCUGUCUGGAUACAGCGGCUACAAGCAGGUUCAAGUCCCCAGGGGCCGACUCUUCGCUUUUGACUCGGAGGGAAAUUACAUGCUGACAUGUUCUGCCACAGGCGGCGUCAUCUACAAGCUGGGUGGCGAUGAGAAGGUUCUGGAGAGCUGCUUGAGCCUAGGUGGCCACCGAGCCCCUGUGGUCACCGUGGACUGGAGCACUGCCAUGGACUGUGGGACCUGCCUCACCGCCUCCAUGGAUGGCAAGAUCAAGCUGACCACCCUCCUGGCCCAUAAAGCCUGAUGACCUGCCCCAAGGGCCACCUGAGGAAGCAGUAUUAUCUGCGGUGGGGGGAGGAGAUAUAGGACAGGAAAACCAGGUGCUCCACUCCAGCUCCCUGCCAGUGCAGUGACUCUGCAGGGAAAGACUGGCAAGGAGGCUCAGGCACUUCCAUCUGCGGUGACUGGAAUGGGACCCACGUGGAGUAGGUGGCAUAUGCUUCCCAGAGACUGGUAUUGUGGCUGUGCCAGGAGUACACGUGAGACUAUGGGAGGAAAGCUCUGGAAGAAGGAGAAACAUUGCGGUGGCUACUGUGUUGGCCCAGUAGAAAUUGACGGUAUUUUGUAUAUAUGUGCCCAUUUUUCUUUUUCUUUUUUAAAAAGAAUACUCUUGUGGUCCCCUGAUGUCUCUUUCUAGGAUUUGUGUCACUUUGCUUCAGUGACAGCCCUCCCACCCAGCCUGGCUCUGCUGGCCCCGAACUGAACCUCUCCAGGCUCUCCUGUUGCUUUGCCAUGGAGCCAGGUCAGCUCUCUGUCUGUUCCGCUGGGUAACAAGGUUUGGCAGUUCCUGUUUCUCUGGGCUUAAGUCAAGGCCACAGAGUUCUUUUUCUUCCCUGAAAGCUGGCAGCUUUUGUUACAGAAGAUUCUCAGGAUGAAGGCAGGGGCUGAGGCCUCUGCUACUGGCUGCCCCUUUCCAUCCAGUGGCUGCUGUUUCCCAAGACGGGCUAAGCGUUUCUUAUCUGAAAUGCUUGGGACAGGAGUGUUACAGAUUUUGGAUUUUUUCAGACUUUGGAAUAUUUGCAUAUAUACAUAAUUAGGUAUCUUGGUAGGUCUCAUGUCUAAACAUGAAAUUCAUUCAUGUUUUAUAUAUACCUUAUACAUGUAGCCUGAAGGUAACUCUAUACAGUAUUUUAAAUAAUUUUGUACAUGAAACAAAGUA
This is a messenger RNA of Gorilla gorilla gorilla (western lowland gorilla), 3320 nucleotides long. It is a transcript of the gene WDR91, whose product is annotated as WD repeat domain 91. The record is from RefSeq and is a predicted model, not a curated record. The transcript has 15 exons. Lineage: Eukaryota; Metazoa; Chordata; Mammalia; Primates; Hominidae. Gene Ontology annotation, cellular component: early endosome membrane; late endosome membrane. The coding region runs from base 42 to 2405 and encodes 787 amino acids. Gene Ontology annotation, molecular function: protein binding; phosphatidylinositol 3-kinase inhibitor activity. Gene Ontology annotation, biological process: negative regulation of phosphatidylinositol 3-kinase/protein kinase B signal transduction; early endosome to late endosome transport.